Molecule: messenger RNA, 1506 nt
Organism: Talaromyces rugulosus
Lineage: Eukaryota; Fungi; Ascomycota; Eurotiomycetes; Eurotiales; Trichocomaceae
Exons: 2
Coding region: 1-1506 (501 amino acids)
Biological process (GO): transmembrane transport; carbohydrate transport
Cellular component (GO): membrane
Molecular function (GO): carbohydrate:proton symporter activity
Source: RefSeq, a predicted model, not a curated record
AUGGCCCGAUUCCUGGGCUUUCGAGGCCACCGCCUCAAUGUGGCCACCAUCCUGCUGGUUGUAUUUCCAGCAUACAUGUGCUUUGGAUACAACCUGGCUGUGGCCGGCGGUUUGCUCACGAUGCCCUCUUUCAUAAAGCAGUUUCCCAAGAUGGACACGGAGAAUAACACGAGCAAACUCAACUCGAACGUGCAGGGAACCGUCGUGGCAUUGUUCACUAUCGGCGGUAUUCUCGGGGCAUUCUCGACUAUCCUCGUAGGAGAUCUGCUUGGCCGGCGACGUGUGAUUUUCCUGGGCUCAGGGCUCGUCAUCAUCGGGGCCCUGCUCAUGUCGUCGUCGUACUCGUUUGGCCAGUUCAUCGUCGCCAGACUCAUCCAGGGCAUCGGUACCGGCGCCACGACCGCGACAGUGCCCGUCUGGCAGUCGGAAAUAUCAGGCUCGUCGCACCGCGGCGCGCAUGUUGUGACCGAGGGUCUCUUCAUCUCCACGGGCAUCGCAGCCUCGCUGUGGAUUGAUCUGGGCUUCUCGUUUAUCGACACCAGCUCCGUCUCCUGGCGCAUCCCGCUGGUCGUCCAGGCGCCCCUGGCCAUUUUCGUCAUGAUCUUCAUCUUCCAACUCCCCGAGUCUCCGCGCUGGCUGCUAGGCAAGGGCCACGACCAGGAAGCGCGGGAAAUUCUGGGCAUUCUGCGCGACGUCGAUGCAGACUCGGACACGGUGCGCGGCGAGGUCGCCGAUAUCGAAAGGUCGCUCGAGCUGAUCGGCACGGUCAACAAGUGGGAUCUGUUUUCGCUCGGCGAGAAACGCAAUUUCCAUCGAUUGGCGCUGGGGAUGGCGGGCCAGUCGUUCUCGCAGCUGUGCGGUAUCAACUCGCUCACGUUCUACGCUACCAUCAUCUUUGAGCAGCGUCUGGGCCUGGGUGGUACCGACUCGCGCAUUCUCAGCGCCGCGAUGACGACGAUUCAGAUCGUGGGCGCGCUGGCUGCGGUCCUGACUAUUGACCGUCUCGGGCGUCGUCCGCUGAUGCUCACCAGCGCGUCUGGCAUGUGUAUCUCCAUGGCUAUUCUGGCCGGUACCACGUCGACGGCGAACAACCAGGGUGCACUGAUUGUGGCUGUUAUCUGCCUUUUCGCGUUCAACAUGUUUUACCCCUUUGGCUUCCUCGGCUUGACGUUUUUGUACUCGACUGAGGUGGCGCCGCCACAUCUGCGCGCCAAAAUUAGUGGCGUGUCCAACUGUUUUACCUGGUUGUUUAACUUUGUGGUUGUCGAGGUCACGCCGACGGGCUUUCAGACGAUUAAUUAUCGAUACUAUAUUAUCUGGGCAGUUAUCAACUUUGCGAUCGUGGUCACGGUGUACUUUUUGUUCCCAGAGACAAAUGGCCGCUCGCUCGAGGAGAUGGAUGAGAUAUUUAUGCUGUCGCACAACAUUUUUGAUUCGCCAAAGGUUGCGAGGAGUUUGCCGAGUAGCGAGCAUUUGGAAGUUGGCGAGGAUGGGAUUAAAAGUUAG